Molecule: messenger RNA, 14159 nt
Organism: Peromyscus californicus insignis
Lineage: Eukaryota; Metazoa; Chordata; Mammalia; Rodentia; Cricetidae
Gene: Dusp16
Product: dual specificity phosphatase 16
Exons: 11
Coding region: 8224-10203 (659 amino acids)
Biological process (GO): protein dephosphorylation; negative regulation of MAPK cascade
Cellular component (GO): cytoplasm; nucleus
Molecular function (GO): protein tyrosine/threonine phosphatase activity; MAP kinase tyrosine/serine/threonine phosphatase activity
Source: RefSeq, a predicted model, not a curated record
GAACUACGACGUCCAGGUAGCCUCUGCUGGCUUGUAUGUUUUCCUGUGGCUUAGGAGCGCCCUGGAGGCGGACCUGGACCAAGACUACAACGCUUAGUCUUAAUAAUGUUUUGGUUGCCGUAGGGUGGGACGUUGCAGAGAAGGGAGACAGGUCGAGGCCCUGCCGAGGCCGAGCUGGAGGUGGAGAACUGGAAACAGGCCCUCUUCUGGGAAGCUAGGGCAAAUGCUUUUCCUUCUCCCCGCGCCGGCCCACGGAUAUGGAGACAUAAUCAAUCUGGAACUGACCUGAAAACCUCUUCCCUGCCAGCCAAUUUUCAUAGUGCUGAAAGGUACUAUGCAGCCCCACUAAGGAAGAAAAGCCAUCAGUGGACUUACCUAGCAGUGGACCCUGCGUAUUACAGCGCCAGCCUGCCAGGCGUGAUGCCCCUCCUGUGCCAUAGCGGCAUGACUGUUAUGAGGACAACCAGCUGUUUUCUGCUUGGGUUUGAGGCAGGAGUUCUGCCUGGCACUGUGGUCUAAAGUCCAUGGCCCUGGGGGACCCUCCACUGUUGUUCGCUGUCAAACUGCCUUUUAAAUACUUAGAUUUAUGCCAUGGCUUAGUGCUACCCUCAACCUGGGUCAGAAACUUCUUUGUGCAGUGGGCAUUGGUCAAGGAGCUCAAAACAGCUGUGCUUACCAGCACCAGACUUGCAUGAGAUCAAGUCAGUCCACAUUCCAGCAUGGAGGGUGGAGGAGUUCAUUUGGCUUUCCCAUAGCUGAGGAACUAUUGGCAGCUGAUGGAUGUAGUCAAUGGGGGGUGGUCCUUUUUCUUUAGGAGUGUGUAGUGUAUUGCUAGGUUACCCAUGCUCCUGUGGAUGGUUCCACAAUUGUAUGCAUGCAGGCAGCACUAGCUGGAUUCAGUGGGCUCUGAAAAGAAAAGGACAUGAAGUGGGGAGGAGAAAGUAUCAGCAGAACCCGGGGGACUGGUAAGGGGGGUUUGCUGGAUAUGGUCAAGAUACAUUGUAUACCUGUUUGAAAUUGUCAAAGAAUAAAUUUAAAAUAUCCAAAACACAUGCAUACAUACACAGAGGAAAGGCCUUAGUCCAAUAUGGUAUAUGCCUGUCAUCUUAGCGCUCAGAAGGUGGAAACAGGAAGAUCAAGAGUUCAAGAGCAGCCUGGGCUGCAUGAGACCUUGUCUCCAAACCCUCUAGUUAAAUCAAUAGGCCUUAGCCACAUGGUGUUUUCCUUGGUGCUCUUCCUAAAGUACACACCUGAGCUGCUUCUGCUGUAUCUCUUCCUGGGAUGGAUGAGUCACAGUUUUGCUUGUCUGUUUUGUUUUGUUUUUGUAGUGCUGGGGGUUGAACAAGAGGCUUGCACAUGCUAGGCAAGCCUUUCCAACAGCUACACCCUCAGCCCUUUUUUAACUUGUUUUUUAAUCUAAGUGGAAUGAAUAAUUUAUAUCUCUCUUGUUUUUGUUUUGUUGAGACAGGGUCUAUGUAGCCCUGCCUGUUCUGGAACUCUCUCUGUAGACCAAGCUGGCCUUGAACUCACAGAGAUCCAUCUGUCUGUGCCUCCUGAGUGCUGGGAUUAAAGGCAUGUGCCACCAUGGUCCUGCAAAUAGUCUCCUUUUACACCUGUUUCCAUACUUGGUUUGACCUGACAUCAUCAUCAUCAUCAUCAUCAUCAUCAUCAUCAUCAUCUUGUUAUUAGUUUGUGUAUGCACAUGAAUGCCACAGUGUGCAUGUGGAGGUCAGAGGACAACAUUGUGGAGUUGAGUCUCUUCUUACACCUUUAUGUAGGUUCUGGGGGUCACACUGGGUUGUCAGGUUUGUGUGGCAAGUGCUUUACUGGUUGAGCCACCUUUCUGGGCCAAUCUGGUAUUUUUCUGGAGCUUUCUGCUAGAACUUUUUGGACAAGUGACCACCGUGCUCUAUUCCGUGCACAGAAUGUACUUUCUGUAGCCAAUAAGCUUUGUUCCUGCUUGUUCUUUAGUUGUUCAGAUAGUCCCCAUGCUUCCCUAAUAAGGUAGUAGUAUCAGAACUGAGAGUUGAUAGAAUCAGUUCUCUUAUAGAACUCAUUUUAUAAUGCAACAUAGGAUUUUUUUUUCCUUUUCUUUUUUGAACAGGGUUUCAUGUAGUCCUGGCUGGCCUUGAACCUGCUACAUAUCUGAGGAUGACUUUGAACUCCUGAUUCUUUUGUUUCUGCCUCCUAAGUACUGGGAUUACAAGUAUGCUAACACAGCACCUAGUUUAGCAUAGGGAUUUUAAAGUGUGGAAUUUGUUGAUCUCUUCUUGCUCAUGCAGAUGAAGCCCAACUGUGGGCUUCUAACCUUCCUGCCCAGUUAUGGCUGCCAGAGGACAGCUGGUGCCUCCUGUUCAUCAGCACCUCCCUUCAUCAUUCCUCCCUGCCCUCGCCUGCCCCACACUGCGGGUCCCAAGCAAGGUGAAGUGUGGACUAGCUACCCUUGCUUUACUUUUCCGGUCAUAUCACGUGUUUCUGCCCCGCCAGCUUCCCUUGUUUCUAUCCCUCAGUUGGAAGUUUUGGCUCUCCUGGCUGCCCAGUUCCUCUGCUCCUCUAUGCUCAGGCAUGAGAGAAGCUUCCACAGUUUCACCAGCUGCCUGUAGGGUAUCUGGGUCCCCCACCAGCCCAAGGCAUUUCUCUUGUUUCCACAGGUGCUAUUGGAAGCUAAGAGGUCAUUUGUGGGGAGUUAGGGGGAGGCUGGUGACAGAAUUAAACUCUCUUGAGUACUCUUCAAGGGAGCUGCCUCCCCAGCUUCUCUUUUCAGUGCCUCUAGCAGACAGGUGGUCUCUCCACUGGUAGUAAAUUCCUGGGUAUUUUUACCCAGUACUCCAUAAACAAAACGGCAAUGUUAUUGGAAAUGUCAUGCAACCAGGCAUAUGAGUAAUUGUCCCCAUUAAUCAUUUUGCCAAAGAAAACAAUUUACCAUCCAAGCUUGUUUGGAGAGAUGCUUGCUAUGUGAAGGAAGAAAGUUCAAGCAUUUGCCUAAAAGCUCCCUGUCAAGACUGGAAUGAUGUAUAGCCAGGGCUCUGGUGUGUUUGAAAGUAAACCCUCCCCUGUGCAAGUCGGGGCCAGCUGUAUAGUCCACACUGAACGAGUCUUUACAGGAAUCUCAAUGCCAAAGCCAUGGAGAGUGAGGUCCACCAUCCACAGGGACCGGGGAUUCAAGAGAGGUGCAGGUUGUACCCAGUUUGUCUCUGUGUCAGUAAACAUCAACACUACAAAGACAUCCUUCCAGGGCAGGCAAGAUGGCUCCGGAAGUAAAGGUGCCUGCUGCUAAGCCUGAUGACUCAAGUUGGUUCUCUCUAACUUACAUGGAAAGAGAGAACUAACUCCCACAAGUUGUCUUCUGAUUUCCAUAUGUGCACUGGAGAGAGAGAGAGAGAGAGAGAGAGAGAGAGAGAGAGAGAGAGAGAGAGAGAAGGAGGAGAAGGAGGAGAAGAAGAAGAAAGAGGGGGAAGGAUGAGGACAGGAGAGGGAGAGGAAAAGAGAGGGGAAGGGAGAGGAGCACAUACAUGCAUAUACACCCACCCCAAUAAAACUAAAUACUAAACUGAGUCUCUACCCUCAAGGAGUUAUAGUGGGGAUUUAAGAUCUGCUUACAUUCUUAUAAAUGAGUAUUUAAUGAAUAACUGCAGGGUAGUGUGUUAAGUUGGAUAAUACAGGUAUAAAUAGAAUAGAGAGGAACCAUGGCAAGUCUCUUGAAAGGCUAAUAUAUGAGCCAAGUCUCAAAAAAGGAGCACAUGUUUUUCCAAGCAGGCAAGUAAAGGAAUAUUUGCAAAGGCACAAUGGCAUGGAGUAGAGUGGGGAACUGCAAACAGGUAGGUUUGGGGGCAACACAGGCAUCCCGGAGGUGAGAACAGUCAGGAGCCAAGCCAAAGAAGGAGACAGGUGACAGAUGAUGGAGCACUCUAAAUGGCGGGCUUAGGAGAGCGGACUUGAUUUGAAGGCAACUGGGGACCACUGAGGAUUUGAACAUGAGAGUGACAAUGGACUCAGUCCUUUCACACAUACUUAGCAGUUCCUUGUUUUACUGAGGGCAAUUUGAUUUUAUUGUGUUAGACCAUUUAUAUGAUGGUAUAGUAUACAGAAGUGAACACUACAGUGUGAGGGCCUGGUGUGUAUUAACCACUUCAUAACCCGUGCCUGUGAAGGAACUCUGAUGUUAAGUCUCUCACCUAUGACCAAUGACUUGCUUCCCUGCCGGGCGCUUUCUGUCAUACUGGAGCAAUAGGGUAUCUCCCCAGAUAAGCAGUACAGCUACAUGACAGUGCCCAGUACAUGUUUCCAGACAUUUGCUUAGCUCUCCCUUCACCCCAAAUUAUAAUCCACACUACUGUAAUGUCUCUGAAAAGUGACAAUAACUUUGUUUGUGUCUGUGUGAUGGGAGUAGAACCCAGGGCCUCGUGCAUACUAGGCAAAAGCACUCUGUCACUCUGUCACUCUGUCACUGGGCUAUACUCCAUUUUGUGUGUGUGAGGUGAAGGCAGGGUCUCAAGGAUGGCCUCAAAUUCAGUAUGUGACUGAGGCUAACCUUGGGUUCUUGAUACCCCAUAUGUACUUGCCAAGGGCGAGGAUUACAGGCACACACCACCAUGUUGCAGCUUCUAACCUUUUUGUUUUUUUAGUCAAUAAUAUAUAUUAGAUACUAUUCUGUAUCUGUUGGGUAGAACACCAUAUCUUCCCCCUUUUCUUUCAGAAUUGUUGCUUUACUUCAUGUUUUAUUAAUAUAGACGUGGAGAUUAUUAAUGAUACAUUUCUCUGUUCUUGUGUGAAUUUGUAAGAUAGAGGCCUAGUGGAAGAACUUUUACAUUACACACACACACACACACACACACACACACACACACACACACACACAAAUUCAAUUUCUGCAGAUAUUGCUGUUUUCUUUUAUUUAGGUUUAUUAUCUUAUGUGUGUGAGUGUUUUGCUUAAAUGUAUGUAAGUAGACCCUGUGGGUACCUGGUGCCCUCAUUGGUCAGAAGAAGGUGUCAGGUACCCUUGGACUGGAGUUAUGGAGGACUUUCAGCUGCCAUGUAGGUGCUGGGAAUUGAACCUGGGUCCUCUACAAGAGCAUCAGGUGUAAGCCAGGUGUUGUGGUGUAUGACUUUAAUCCUAAUACUUAGAAGGUAGAGGCAGCUGGAUCUGUGAGUUCGAGGCUAACCUGGCCUACAUAGUGAGUUCCAGGACAACCAGAGCUACAUAGUGAGACCUCAGCUUAGAAAAAAAAUCAAGUGCUUUUAACAACUGAGCCAACUCUUGAGACUGCAGUUUUCCUCUAAGUGCAUCACAAACACAUAUUCUCUCACCAACAUUUGCACAUUUCCCCAUGCUUAUCAAUGUGUUUGUGAAAGGAGUAUUCCUUUUUUUGUGACUGGGUCUUGAGUAGCCCAAGUUGGCCUUGAACUCACUAUGUAGCCAAGGUUGGCUUAUGAUAUUUCUGCCUCUACCUCCCAAGUGUGAGGGUUACAGGCCUGUGCCACCACUCCUGCUUUCUGUGGUACUGAGGACAGAACCCAGGGCUUUGUGCACGUCAGGCAAGCAUGACACCUCUAUCAACUCAGCUACGUCUUCAACCCAGACGUUUCUAUUUUUAAGUCAUAUUUAUUAACAAUUCCUCUGUGAUUAUUGAAUUUUAUGCUAUAAUCAGAGAAAGUUUUCUUCGUGACAAGAUUAUAUACAAAGAUAUACACAAAUUCAUUGUUUUAUUUUAAUAACUUCAUAAUUUCAUUUUUAUAUUUAAGUUUUUACCCAGCAUUUAUUUAUUUACUUACUUAUUUUGAGAUAUGGUUUUGCUGUCUAUCUUAGGUUAGCCUUGAAUUCCUCAUGUAGCCUAGGUUGGCCUUAAAUUGGUAACAAUCCUCCUGCUUAGUUUUCUGAGUGUUGAAUUACAGGUAUAUGCCAUUAUGCUCUGCUCUAUUUUCUAUUAAAGAGCAAAAUAUAGAUUUUCUAUCCUUUUGAUUUUAAAUUUUUAUUAUAAUCACACUCAGUGAAUAUUUUCCCUGCUGAUCUAGAAUGUUUUAUUUGCAGUAUCGGGGAAUUGAACCCUGCGCUCUGUGCAUACUAGGGCAAAUGCUCUAUUGCUGAAUUACUCCCCAGCCCUGGAAUGUUCCUUUUAUUAUAAACUAAUCUUGUUGGUAUGUGGGUCCAUUUGUGGACUGUCUCUCUCUUCCCAUUGAUCUGCCCUGUCUGGUUUGGUUUGUAACAGCUGUCUUAAUUAGUGCAGUUUUAGAAGAUAUUUUGAAAUCUGAUGGAACUAAUUUCCUUUCAUCAUUCUCUUCUUGUUUGUAUUUCCAGAUGGUCUAUGCUCGAGUUCUAAUAUAAAAUUUAAUUGUAUGCUUGUUUGAUCAGAGUUACAAUGGCUAGUAAGACAAUUUCAUGACUCAUAAUGGCCAGUACCAUUUUGAUUGUUGUUUUCAUUCCCAAUAUUGCGGUGUAAACAUUCCUGAUGAGUCUUUUAGUCAUUCCUGUUAUUCUGAUUUGUUCACAAUUAUUACAAGUCCUUGUGCUUCCUCAAAGUAAACUACUGGCUGAAAACCACUGGACAAUGUUCUUAUGUUGACUCAGCCACCAUGCUGAGUCCUCUAAGUCGCCUAAGAGCAGGCAGCAGGAUGCCCAUUUAAAUAUGGAUGUGAAGACUUACAUCUGUCAUCUUUCUCAUCCCAUAAUCCCAGCAACUUUAGGGCUCUGCAGGCAAUCUUGGUUCACUAUUUUUCCCUCUGUACUAUCUCCCAUCUAUACGUGAUUCAAAGAUAUGUAGCUAAAGUUUUCCUGCCUGGCCCACAGUCAGUACAAAUCUCUCUCACCUGCCAGUCCCACAGCCAUCAGACCCAACCAAGUAAACACAGAGACUUAUAUUGCUUACAAACUGUAUGGCCGUGGCAGGCCUCUUGCUAACUGUUCCUACAGCUUAAAUUAAUCCAUUUCCAUUAAUCUAUACCUUGCCACAUGGCUCGUGGCUUACCGGCAUCUUCACAUGCUGUUUCUCAUCAUGGCAGCUGGCAGUGUCUCUCUGACUCAGCCUUCCACUUCCCAGAUUUUUCUCCUCCUUGUCCCGCCUAUACUUCCUGCCUGGCCACUGACCAAUCAGUGAUUUAUUUAUUGACCAAUCAGCAACACAUUUGACAUACAGACCAUCCCACAGCAAAGAUACAAUUUUUCAGCCUUGCAAAAAAGGGUGGUUUACCAAAAAGUACCGAGGAAAACAUUUAGAAUCUUAAUAACAGAAGAUCCUUUGGCUGAAUGCUAAUCCUUGUGUGGUUUAUCAUGGAUUGAAUCUGCUGUCUGUCUUGGCCUCCUUCCUGAAGUCCACAGACAUUCUGAAAACCUCUUGAACAUGUGUGAGUCACAAGUAGGGGACUCGGAAAUGAAAAGACAGUAAAUUCACAGCAAUGAAACAGAAGGAAAUGACCUGGAGCUAGCUGCUGAGCUCUGUCCUUCCUCAUCCUUAUCCUCAUCCUCAUCUAGCCAGCCUCCACUCCCUCCAGACAUCAAGCUAAAGGUUCAGAGUCUUCUCCAUGGAACUUGCCAAGGGAACCUUUCCCUUAGGUUUCUGACUCUCCAUCCAUCUUGAAGUUUAAGUGUCUGAGGAAGACAGAGAAGGUGUUCAGUCCUUGGAGCUGGAGUGGCACAGGCUGUUGGGAGUGCCUGAGAUUGAAAACCUACAGGAGCCAAGGACAUUAGAGCUUUCACCCUCUCAGUAUUAUGACGACCAACUUGGGUGACCUCUGUGAAAAGAUCGUUGACCCCCAAAGGGUUUGAGAUCCACAGGUUGAGAAUUACUGCCUUCAAAGAAGUUGAAUGAAAGAAACUCCUGGAACUAGAGUUAAAGGCAGUACAUGGCACUCUCCUCUGAAAGAGCAGUUGUCAGUCCAGUGCAAAGCUGUUGGAGUGAGGGAGCAAAGGUAAAGGAUGAUGUAAUGCCCUGGCUGCCCCAAAGCAUCUUUUGUUGUGGAUGGUUAUUCCCAUCCUCUCUUUAUGAAUCAAAUGUGAGGGACUGCUUUGUGGAAGGAGUCCUUUGCAAGAGCACGUCAACAGGAAAGAGAAAGAGACAUUCAGUUGGAGAGCUCUUGCUGAAAUGGGUUUAACUCUCCUUUUGCCAGUCACCACUAGCCUGACCUCAUACAUUUUUAGUACAAUGGAGUGGCUGAGCCUUUGAGCACACCACCAUUACAUCAUCGGGGCAAAUUAAAGAACGAGGUGGGAAAAGAGGACUUAUUGUUGUCAUGGCCCAUGAGAUGAUUGGAACUCAAAUUGUUACUGAGAGGCUGGUGGCUCUGCUGGAAAGUGGAACGGAAAAAGUGCUGCUAAUUGAUAGCCGGCCAUUUGUGGACUAUAAUACAUGCCACAUUUUGGAAGCCAUUAAUAUCAACUGCUCCAAGCUGAUGAAGCGAAGGUUGCAACAGGACAAAGUAUUAAUCACAGAACUUAUCCAGCAUUCUGCAAGACACAAGGUUGACAUUGACUGCAACCAGAAGGUGGUAGUUUAUGAUCAGAGUUCCCAAGAUGUUGCUUCUCUAUCGUCAGACUGCUUUCUCACUGUACUUCUGGGUAAACUGGAGAAGAGCUUCAACUCUGUUCACCUGCUUGCAGGUGGGUUUGCUGAGUUCUCUCGUUGUUUCCCUGGCCUCUGUGAAGGAAAAUCCACUCUAGUCCCUACCUGCAUAUCUCAGCCUUGCUUACCUGUUGCCAACAUUGGGCCAACUCGAAUUCUUCCCAAUCUCUAUCUUGGCUGCCAGCGAGAUGUCCUCAACAAGGAGCUGAUGCAACAGAAUGGGAUUGGCUAUGUGUUAAAUGCCAGCAAUACUUGUCCAAAGCCUGACUUCAUACCUGAAUCUCACUUCCUGCGAGUGCCUGUGAAUGACAGCUUUUGUGAAAAAAUUCUGCCCUGGUUGGACAAGUCUGUGGAUUUCAUUGAGAAAGCAAAAGCUUCCAAUGGCUGUGUGCUGGUUCAUUGCUUAGCUGGGAUCUCUCGCUCCGCCACCAUUGCUAUUGCCUACAUCAUGAAGAGGAUGGACAUGUCUCUAGAUGAGGCUUACAGAUUUGUGAAAGAAAAAAGACCUACCAUAUCUCCGAACUUUAAUUUUCUGGGCCAACUCAUGGACUUUGAGAAGACGAUUAAGAAACAGACUGGAGUGUCAGGGCCAAAGAGCAAACUCAAGCUGCUGCACCUGGACAAACCCAGUGAGCCUGCAGCCUCGGAGGGCGGAUGGAAGAGUGCACUGGCUCUCAGUCCACCCUGUGCCAGCUCGACCUCAGAGGCCGCAGGGCAAAGGCUUGUGCAUCCUGCCAGUGUGCCCAGCUUACAGCCUUCCCUCUUAGAGGACAGUCCACUGGUACAGGCGUUCAGCGGGCUCCAGCUGGCCUCGGAGAAGCUGGAAGACAGCAAUAAGCUCAAGCGUUCCUUCUCUCUUGAUAUCAAAUCGGUUUCGUAUUCAGCCAGUGUGGCAGCAUCUUUACAUGGCUUCUCAUCAGAGGAUGCUUUGGAAUACUACAAACCUUCUGCCACACUGGAUGGGACCAACAAGCUCUGCCAGUUCUCCCCUGUUCAGGAGGUAUCAGAGCAGACUCCAGAGACCAGCCCAGAUAAGGAGGAGGCCCACGUCCCCAAGCAGCCCCAACUCAGCAGGCCUUCAGAGAGCCAGAGCAAGAGGUUGCACUCAGUGCGAACCAGCAGUGGUGGGGCCACCCAGAGGUCCUUCUUCUCACCGCUACAUCGGAGUGGGAGUGUAGAGGACAAUUACCACACUAACUUUCUUUUCGGCCUUUCCACCAGCCAGCAACACCUCACCAAGUCCGCUGCAGGGCAUGGUCUCAAGGGCUGGCAUUCGGAUAUUCUGGCUCCCCAAUCCUCUGCCCCCUCCCUGACCAAUAGUUGGUAUUUUGCCACAGAGCCUUCACACUUCUACUCUGCUUCAGCCAUCUAUGGAGGCAACACCAGUUACUCUGCCUACAGCUGUAGCCAGCUGCCCACUUGCAGCGACCAAGUCUACUCUGUUCGUAGGCGGCAGAAGCCCGGUGACAGAGCUGACUCGAGACGGAGCUGGCAUGAAGAGAGCCCCUUUGAGAAGCAGUUUAAGCGCAGGAGCUGCCAAAUGGAAUUUGGAGAGAGCAUCAUGUCAGAGACCAGGUCAAGGGAAGAGCUGGGGAAAGUGGGCAGUCAGUCUAGCUUCUCAGGCAGCAUGGAAAUCAUUGAGGUCUCCUGAGAAGAAAGACCCAUGCAACUUCUGUUGACGUUUUGUUUUGUUUUGUUUCUUGUUCACAAAAAUAUUCCCUGUAAAUCUGAAAUAUGUAUAGGAUAUACAUAUCUAUUUUUGGAAUAUAGAGCUAUGGUGUAAAAGCAAAAGACGGAUCAACACAGCUGUUCUCUCAACACCUGCACUGAGAACAGCUAAUGCUCUCAGAAGAGUGGGAGGGUAGAUGUUAGAAGUCCCCCAGACAGGAGAAGAGAUUCUGUUCAGUGAAUUGCACAUCUUGUUCCCACAAAAGCAAGGGUUUUGUUUUUGAUGGUAGAGGGCAGAAUCCCUCCCAUUUUCAUGUGCAGCAGAGCUCUCCAGAACUCAUCUCUGUCCAGGCCCUUCCCUAGUGCACCUUAGCGCUGAGACUGAGCCAGCUGUGGGUCAGGUGGAAAGACCCUCUUAGGGACAGAGCCUAGUGGGAAGUCCAAGAGAAAUGAUCCUGUCUAAAGCUGAGUCAUAAAUCCAAGCUUGAUUGACAGCUGAAGGACAUGGACAUCAUUCUGCUGGAUGAACUAUUAGGAGCCUUGCCUAGAUCUACUUAUAACCAAUCCAGUACCUCAGACAAGACAUUGGGGCCAUCACCACUACCAUGUCUAGGAGCCCAUUUUCUAGGCAUUGUGAAUAAGUAAGUAACUUGUCACUUUCCAGACAAAUUCAUACCGUCUAUGCACAAAAUCCCAGUGGGCCUGGACGAGCAGUUGCCAUGUACCCUUCUUCUCAGCUUUAACGAAGAGGGGACCAACUGGAGUUCAGCAUAGCUAGAGAUUGGGCAGUCAGGUAGCUUAGAGACUUAAGCCAGGCAUGGGACACUAAACAGUCUCCCUCCCUCUUUAUAAUAAUCAAAGAAUUAUCUAAAGUGGGAUUGUUAAUCCUUAAAUUGAGCACAGACUUGGUUUAGAGGUAAAUGUGAAUCAUUGGGCUUGGUAGCUGGAGUGAUAGCCCAUUCAGGUUCUCAGCCAAAACAUGCUUUUUAGUUCUGUUUCAUGACAUGGAAUAAAACUAUAGGGAGAUUCGGGAAGGUAAAACUUGAAGCAGGAAACCGAUUUCUUAGGUGGCCUUUUUUUCCUGUGGUAUGCAACAAGGGUACUACUUCUAGAAUCUUCUUAGACUUCCAAAUCUACCAUGGGCUUUGGUAAGCAAGAACUAUUCUGAGUAAAACAUACUAGAAAGGUUGCAAAGGAGUUGUUGAAUUUUGUUUAGUUGUGAAUACAGGAAAGCUCUUUUCAAAAGCUGUCCCAGCCUGCUUUCUGAGGAAGGGACAUGUCAGAGUGGAGGACCACAGUGGUUUCUCAGUCCCUGGCAUACAAUCACUGUGUGGACACAAUCCUGGCAGCUGAGAAUAGAAGGUAGUAAGAACAAGUGUGUUCAUGACAGUACACAUCUGCCUUUCACCUUCCUGGCUUGAGUUUUCUCCUCUAGAGUCCAGCCUUAAUUCACGUGAGCAGGGUGUGGGUGUGGGCAGGUAUGGUCAUGGUUCUUUACUGGAAGUGUAGCAAGGGGCUGACUCAUACCUCAGGGUGUUCUGUGUUUGUGAAGUGGACGGUCCUUUGACUAGGAUGUGACUUAAUGUUUCCUAUAGUGAUCGCUAAAACCAGCAGAGAGUGACAUGGGUCGAAGCCAAAGGGCUUGAUCAAGAGGGUUAUGAGCCUCGUGGACAUACUGGUUCUGUACAGAUAAGCUGUGUCUGGGCCUAAGAUGACGGCAGAGCAGACACUGCCCAGGGAGCAGAUUGCCACUCUGUGGAGGUUCUGUUCAGCAAGCUGUGUUUUUGAUAUACAUCAAAAUCUCUUAUGUAAUCAGAAGCUCCCAAAGCUUCACAGUGAAUUUUGGUACACACGCUAAAUGUGUAAGAAUCCACUCUCUUAAAAUCUGGUCACACUGGCAAGACAUAACUGAAAAGCGAAAGCCACAGCUCCGUCAUUAAGGAUGUUCCAGGAGGACCAAGGGAGUUGGCGUCAGUGUCUUUGGGCGGUGUGCUGCCUGUGCCGUACAUCAUGUAGGGCCCUCUGGCCAUGGUCCUUCUGUGUAGCUGAUGGUCACACUCUACAGCUGUCAGUCUUCAUCGCUAACGUCACAUUAUCAGUUCUGGGAAUCAUAGCUACCAUGCUGAAAGGGCUGCCUCUGAGGCACACAGUGGUGGUGUGGUGGUUGGCUCUCCUCAUGUGAGCACAGGGAAGCCUGGAGUCUUCUGCAGUGAUGCAAAGCAGUGAUUUUAGUGAGCAAAACUAGACUCUGAGAAAUGCUGGAAACCGUUUAGACCGUUUGUAAAGUUAGAGUGGAAAGACUAUAAAUGUUUCAUAUGAAUAUAGUGUUCUUUGGAGUAAAGCAAGCUGUUGAACGGUCCAGUUGUGCAUUUCUCAUUUUGAUGUGUCAUGUAUGUUAAUACGAUGAAAUAAAAUCAAAACUGGUACCUGUUUAUACAUAAGUGUGAGAAGCUACCUCUCCUUGCAGUUCUUACCUUGAUGGGAGCCACCCUAUCUUCAGUUGCAAAAGAAGGGAGUCACAGAACCACAAAUGAGAGUUUAGCCAUUUAAAAUGGAAGUGGCAGGUGAUACAUCGCAUAUGUCAUUCACCUGGAGCAGUGGUGGAUGCUGGCCUGCGUCCCCUCCAGGUGCACACUGUAGAAGCUCUACCUGCCUGAUUUCAGGGUAUACAAGGACAGUGUAGAAAGGAAAGGACAGCUGCCUGCAUGUCUACCUGCUACAGAUAUGACUCCAUAGUCCUUCCAGGAAAAACUCAGGAAGGGUAGUUCUUGAAGACUGUCUUGGAAACUGGGAUGAGGCUCAGGUGGUAGAGUGCUCGCCUCAGUCAUAAGGCUCUGAAUUUGAUCCCUAGCACCAUAUAAACCAGACAUGGUUAUCUGUGGAGGUCCAAAUUACUCAGGGUCUGAGAAUCUGAGCUUGUUUACCCAGCAGGGCUGCCUAAGGGGAUGAUUUGACCACAGGUGUGGUUACCAGGUGUGUGGAAGGGUCUACACUUGGCUGUGCAGUGUGCUUUGAUCUAGCAAGGGGGAGGGCUUCUGCCCCACCCCUUGGCAUUGUUAUAAAAAGCCUUUUGAAGAGGAAGAAGGGUCUGCUGGGUUUUGAUCCAGGUCCUCCCGAAGCUAUCCUGUGUUUCUGUCUUUCUUUUUGCUAUUUUUCUAUCUAAGUUUCUUAUCCCUUUCUCCUCCUCAUAGGAACCCUUUUAAAAGGUGGGAGCUGGCCUCCCACAGUUAUCAAUGGAAAUCCCAGCACUCAGGGUAUAAAGGUGGAAACUUCAGGAGUUUAUGGUUAUUCCUGGCCACACAGUGGGUUAGGAAGGCAUUCUGUCCUCUGUGAGACCCUAUCUCAACAACAACAGUUUGUUCUCCAUCUUACGUAUGUCUCAGUGACUUCUACUUAGAUAUUUGAUCAUAUGAGAAGCUUAGCCUCACCAGUUUAAUCAAAAGUACACACUAAAGAGAUGAAAUGCUGUCAGUACAAGGCAGACAGAAUGGGAUAAAGAAAAUCGUUAGCCAGUGAGAUGCAAACAUGGCAACCUGAUUUCAAGAUUCCCCAGAACCCAUGUCAAGAUGGAAGAAAACCAAUUCCACAGUUCUAUGAACUACACACACACACACACACACACACACACACACACACACACACACACACACACACCCACGGAGGCAGGAACACGGAGAGCUCCAGGCAGCUGCUGGGAAUGUAGCUCAGUGCGUAAGUAGCAUGUGCAAGGCCCUGUGUUUGAUUCCCUGGCAUGUGAACCAAAGAAACCAUAAAACCCAAACAAUGGCACCAUUCCUCUGUUCCAGCCUGUGGUGCUCCUGAAACUCAUUUCACCAAAUAUUUACUCUGCAGACAAUACUGGUUAGGUAUCUAGGUUCAUGGUAUAUUUUAUAUUCUGAGGAGUUAACUUCUGAAAAGUAAGAAAUCAUAUACAUGCAU